This is a messenger RNA of Triticum urartu, 5865 nucleotides long. NCBI's taxonomy places the organism in Eukaryota, Viridiplantae, Streptophyta, Magnoliopsida, Poales, Poaceae. The record is from RefSeq and is a predicted model, not a curated record.
CCGCACCGGCCACCCUGAAAAACUCGGUUGAGGCCCAACUGGGCCCGUUCCCCUGGCCCGUGACUAUCCCGUCCUCCUCUGCUCUCUUCCCCGAACGCACCCGCAGCACGCCGCCGUGAACCACCGCGCUCACCGCCGUCGCCUCGCCUCCGGAAGUUGUCUAAAAGCUCCGCCGAGCCAUGCUGCAUCUCCUCGCCGAUGAACACGAGCCCGGGAGCAUCACAGCGAGCCUUUGAGCUCGUCACCGCCGCCUCUGUUCGCCGAUCGCCGGCGUCGAUUCGCCACCGUCAACGCUCCCCCGAGCUCGCCGACGACUCCAUCGGAUGCGCCAAUCUGGAAGCUCAGUUGUGAUUGUGAUGGAAGGGGGCAAGAAACUGUCAAUAAACAUGAGGCGUCCAAGCUUUGUUGUUCUUACCUACUUUUGUGAUCGUCCUCACGAUUAACUUGACGCGAAUGGGGGCAUAGGUGUACCUUUUAUGUCAGGCCCAGUACCACUCCUUGUCCUCCCAGCGUCAAGUAUACGGCCUCGGGCGUGGGCCGGCCCGCAAGACGGAGGAAGCCCAACCCGCGGAACCAAGGCCCAGAGUGGGUGUGACCGAGCGGAGGCACCAACUACUUAAAGGCACACGUGCAGAAGGCCAAACCAUCCAGUGGAUCACGGCACCCGGCGGCGGCGGCUUCCUGUUCCUCUCCCGAUCCCCUUGUGUACCACUUCUUGUAAUCACUAUCAGAUACUCGAAUUCGUGAGCAAGUGCAAUAGAUCGUGUGAUAUACUACCUGGGUGCUAACAUAUGGUAUUCAGAGCCUUGGAUUUGGGGCUGGCGCACCUCAUCGAGACACGGCGGCAAAAAUCGAUCAGAGAUCGAAUCAGCGCCAUGGAUCCCUCCUUCAAGGAAUAUUUCAACAAGCUGACUUCCUCGCUGGACGGAAUCCACGCGGAUAUCUGUUGACGGCGGCCAAAUUGAAGGAUCUGGUCGCCUGGCGCCCGGAGCUGGAACGGCGCGUCGACCGGCUCUCCACCGCAGUCGCUGAACUCCAACAGGGGUGACCCGCGGCAGAGGAGGAGCAGGCGCCCGCGCCCAAGGCCGCUCCGACACUCGUUCCCCUGCGCGACCCGACGGACAACAACAAGGGUCCGGAGGGCGGCGUCGCAUCAGGGCCGAUCGGCCACGACAUCGACAUCCUACCGCGGGGUCUGGCACCGACGUUCGCGUCGGUGUCCACCCCGGCAAACGGUCAGUUCGCUCCCCUGUCUCCCGCACCUCUGCCCUCUCCUUAUGCACAUGCAAGCCAGUUGCUCGCGGGGAUCGGCGAGACGCACCCAUCCAUUGUGUUUCCCCAAUUUUUUAGCGAGAACCCACGUCUCUGGAAGACGUUGUGCGAGCAGUACUUUCACAUGUUCGCGAUUCAGGAGAAAUUCUGGGUUCCCAUGGCCACGCUCAACUUCUCGGGCACGGCCGCAGUGUGGCUGCAGUCGAUUCAGAAGAAACUCUCUGAAUUCGACUGGGAAUCGUUCUCUUCCUUGUUGUGCACCCGUUUUGGCCGAGAUCGCCAUCAACUCCUCAGCCGCCAAUUUUACACGCUUGCACAAACAACAACUGUGGCAGAUUACAUCGAACGAUUUGAGCAAAUUAUCAGUCAUUUGUCUGCUUACUCAGACUCAAUUCAUCCUUAUUAUUACCUCACUCGUUUUGUGGAGGGACUUCGGGCGGACAUACUAGCGAUUGUGCUGGUGCAACGACCGCCUGAUCUGGACACGGCGUGUGCACUAGCACUACUGCAAGAGGAAGUGGCAAACGGCGGCACCUGGGAGCGGCCUCGUCAACCCACCACGGCUCGGGCGGCGGACCUGGCGACGCGGGCGCACGUGGGCAUGCCCAUGCCGCUCCCGCCCCCUCCUCCACAAGGGCGGCCUCCUACGACACCGGCUACGUCCGAGCGCAGGACCAACGACACCAACCGCAGCGACAACUCCAAGAUCAAGGCAUUGCGCGAGUACCGGCGAGCACGUGGCCUUUCUUUCAAGUGUGGCGAGCGAUGGGGACAGGACCACACUUGCCCCACGAGCGUGCAGCUUCAUGUCGUCGAAGAGCUGCUGGAGCUCUUGGGCAUGGAAGGGAGCGAGGAGCUUCCAAACGCCCCAACCGAGACGGUGAUGGCAAUUUCACGGCAAGCUCUCACGGGUGGCACUCCUCCAAAAGCCGUUAAACUCCAAGCGUGGCUCCAAGGCCGCGCUAUUCUCCUCUUGGUGGAUUUCGGCAGUUCAAUCUCCUUCAUUGACGCGCAAUUGGCUGCCUCGCUGUCAGGAGUUGUACAGCUCAACCGUCCUUGUCGAGUCAAGGUGGCUGAUGGGGGGGGGGGGGGGGUGGGGGGGGAGCUCUGCUGUGUGUCUCACAUACCCAAGUGUUGCUGGUCCAUUCAGGAGCAGGAGUUCAGCACGGACAUGAAAAUCCUUCCGUUGGGGGUUUAUGAUGCCAUUUUGGGCAUGGACUGGCUCGAAGAGCACAACCCCAUGAAUGUGGAUUGGCGCGACAAGCAGCUCUGGAUCACCACUCCGACAGGGACAAUGCACCUUCAGGGCCAGAUUGAGGGGGUUACGAGCUGCACGGAGAUCAACAGUCUGCAACUGCAAUGCAUGCAACGUCAGGGAGAGGUGGCACAUGUCGUGCAGCUGUACUAGGUUUACGAGUCGGAUGAGAUCUUCACCCCAACCCCAGGCAACAUCCAGGCGGUGAUUGAUCAAUUCAAGGACAUCUUUGAGGAACCCAAAGGUUUACCGCCAAGGUGUGCGUGCGAUCACUUCAUUCCACUCAUGCCAGGAGCGCAACCGGUGAAUCUGAGGCCUUACCGUUACAAACCAGAGCACAAGUCAGAGAUUGAGAAGCAAGUUAAAGGGCUGUUGGAUCAAGGCGUCAUUCAGAAGAGUCAAAGUCCCUUCUCGUCACCGGUGAUUCUGGUCAAGAAGAAGGAUGGAACACGGCGACUUUGCAUCGAUUACCGCCACUUGAACGCUAUGACAGUGGUGGGCAAGUACCCGGUGCCGGUGAUCGAGGAGCUAUUGGACGAGCUGCAUGGUGCUCGAUGGUUCUCAAAACUGGAUUUACGUGCAGACUACCACCAGAUUCGCCUGGCAGAGGGGGAGGAGUACAAGACGGCCUUUCAAACCCAUACAGGUCAUUUCGAGUUCUUGGUGGUCUCGUUCGGGUUGGCUGGAGCUCCGGGCACCUUUAAUGGGGGUAUGACAGAAACCUUACACCCUCUUAUCAGAGAGUGUGUGCUGGCGUUUUUCGAUGACAUCCUUGUCUUCAGCAAGACCCUACAAGAUCAUGUUCAGCAUCUGCAGCAGGUGUUCAGUCUGCUCCGGCGUGACCAAUGGAAAGUGAAGAUGAGCAAAUGUGCCUUUGGUCAGCAGCGCAUAUCGUACCUGGGGCACGUCAUCAGCGCGGAGGGGGUUGCCACAGAUCCUACCAAGAUCCAGGCUGUUCGUGACUGGCCAACGCCAACAAAUGUCAAGGAAGUCCGUCAGUUCUUGGGUUUGGCUGGUUACUACCGGUGAUUCAUGCGACAGUUUGGGGUGCUAGCUAGACCUUUGUUCAAUCUAUUGAAGAAAGGCUCUCCGUUUGUCUGGACGGAUAACACUGAGCAGAGCUUUCAGGUGCUCAAGCAGGGUUUAAUCUCGGCUCCGGUGCUCGCACUACCUAAUUUCCAGAAGCCAUUCACUAUCGAGACGGAUGCUUGUGACGUGGGCAUCGGGGCAAUUUUACAGCAAGAGAGACACCCAAUUGCUUUCAUGAGCAAAUCGCUUUGUCAGAAAUACCGCGGACUGUCCACAUAUGAGAAGGAGUACCUCGCAAUCAUCGCGGCAGUAGAUCAGUGGCGUCCUUAUUUGCAGUCGGCAGAAUUUGUGAUCAAGACUGAUCAACGCAGCUUGGUGCACUUACAAGAACAACGGCUAGUCACCCCAUGGCAGCAGCGAGCCUUUACUAAACUCCUCGGGUUGCAGUACCGCAUCGUCUACAACAAAGGAUCGGAGAACGGGGCAGCUGAUGCUCUUUCUCGGCUGCCCAAAACAGAAACAUUGUUUGGGAUCUCCACUUGUCAGCCAGCAUGGAUGGAGGACGUGCUCGCAAGCUACAACUACAAUCCGCACACUCAGAAGCUGUUGGAACAGCUGGCAAUCAGACCUGACCCCAAGAAGCGCUUCACCCUGGCACAGGGCAUCAUCCGUUUCAGAGAACGCAUAUGGCUGAGAGGCAGCACCGAGCUACAGCAGAAAAUUAUGGCAGCUUUCCAUGACAGCCCCAUCGGAGGACACUCUGGAUUCCCGGUGACUUACAAGGCUAUCUGCAGGUUAUUUGCUUGGCCCAAGAUGAAGACCCACAUUGAGCAGUAUGUCAAGUGUUGCCAGAUAUGCCAACAAGCCAAAACAGAGAGAGUGGCAUCACCAGGUCUGCUGCAACCUCUUCCUGUUCCACAGGCUUCAUGGGAUAUGACAACAAUGGAUUUCAUCAAUGGAUUGCCACAAUCAGGUCAGCACAACUGCAUCUGGGUUUUGGUCGACCGGAUGACCAAGUUCGCUCAUUUUCUGCCUCUUACCCACCCAUACACCACUUCUCGAGUGGCUCAACUGUUCAUGUAGCGCAUCUAUCCAAUUCAUGGGUUUCCUUAGGCCAUUGUCUCUGAUCGGGAUCCGGUUUUCAUGAGUCACUUCUGGCAAGAACUCUUUCGUUACGCCGGCACUGAACUUCGUUUGAGCACUGCCAACCACCCUCAAACAUACGGGCAGUCAGAGCUAGUGAACCAAUGCCUCGAAACCUUUCUCCGUUGCUUCAAUCACGCUUGUCCCAAGCGAUGGAGUCAUUGGCUUCCUCUUGCUCAAUUCUGGUACAAUUCUUCACCCCAUUCUUCCAUUGGCAUGACUCCCUUUAAGGCCAUGUUUGGGCAUGAACCCUGACAUUGGGGAAUUACUACAACUACAGUGUGCUCGGUACCGUCACUUCAGUCCUGGUUGGACGAACGCGCUGUCAUUCAGGACCUGCUGCAACAGCACUUGCAGCGUGCUCGGCUCCGCAUGAAGCAACAGACUAACCGUAAGCGUUCUGAGCGCAGAUUGGAAGUGGGGGACAUGGUGUUUCUGAAACUACAACCUUAUGUCCAGACGUCAGUGGCAAAACGGGCUAAUCACAAGCUUUCGUUCCGGUUCUACGGUCGUUUUCCUGUCAUCAGCAAGAUCAACGAGGUGGCGUAUAAGCUGGAACUGCCCCCGCAAGCCACGAUCCACCCGGUCUUUCAUGUUUCCAUGCUGCGUCGCGCGGUGCUCCCAGGUACGCCGGUCGAACCAGUACUUCCUGUACUCUCUGAUGUACCAGCGGUACCUCGAGCCAUCCUCGACACUCGCUAGAAGCGCAAGCAAGGAGCCAUGGUGGAACAGGUUCUGGUGCGCUAGUCGGAUCAAACCAAGAUCGACGACACCUGGGAAGACAAGAAAGAGCUGCAAGCUCGUUUUCCAGCGGCUGAGGCUUGGGGUCAAGCCUCUUCUCAAGAAGGAGGGGAUGUCAGGCCCAGUACCACUCCUUGUCCUCCCAUCGUCAAGUAUACGGCCUCGGCGUGGGCUGGCCCGCAAGACGAAGGAAGCCCAACCCGCGGAACCAAGGCCCAGAGUGGGUGUGACCGAGUGGAGGCACCAACUACUUAAAGGCACACGCGCAGAAGGCCAAACCAUCCAGUGGAUCACGGCACCCGGCGGCGGCGGCUUCCUGUUCCUCUCCCGACCCCCUUGUGUACCACUCCUUGUAAUCGCUAUCAGAUACUCGAAUUCGUGAGCAAGUGCAAUAGAUCGUGUGAUAUACUACCUGGGUGCUAACA